AUGAACCAGCUCAGUUCACGGUUGGGCCGGAACAUAUAUGAACGGGCCCAGAAAGAGUUCCUCCCAGACCGGGACUCGCGCACUGGAAAGUUUGUCGUGAGGGAUCCCAAGAUAAGUCCCGUCAUGAACGAAUUUUCCCUUAUGCAGAGCAUGGCGGCUGGGAUGCUCAACGAACGGAACGAAUUUGACCUUCGAAAGGUUAGUGGCAAGGAAAUCGGGAUGCAGAAGCUUCCGGCAGCACGGAAAGUUGUGUUGAACCGCGAGGCCAGGCUCGGGGGAUGAGAGCACAGCAAGAGGUAGGAGUCUGCAGAACCUUGUCCAGAGCUCGCAGCGGGAAAUCGAAGAAGUUGUGGGGGUUCGCGAAGAGAUAAUUGAGAAGUUGAGCCGCGAUGCGUUGGAGAUGGAAGAGGAGAAUGCUCGACUCCGGGCUAUGCUGGGGAUGGAAUGACGGACGGGAGGGUUAUGGGCGGUGUUCGGGGCCUUAUUCGGCAUCUGGUAUGGUGUUAUCGCG
This is a messenger RNA of Pseudogymnoascus destructans, 511 nucleotides long. RefSeq lists its product as uncharacterized. Lineage: Eukaryota; Fungi; Ascomycota; Leotiomycetes; Thelebolales; Thelebolaceae. Bases 1 to 282 code for a protein of 93 amino acids. The record is from RefSeq and is a predicted model, not a curated record. The transcript has a single exon.